AUGUGCAAGUUUAUCAAUAACAACCGAUCCAUAUCGUUACGUUUUACUUCAAACCUUUUGUUCGGUGUGACUGUUUGCUAUAAGAAAAAAAUUGAAUACUUUUACAACGACACCAUUAUUGCAAAAACAAAGCUUUCAAAAAAGCUUUUUACGCCAUACGUUACUUUCAACAAGUAUGUUGUCCCUAAACAGAAGAAGAAUAUUCUCAGUGAUGAUCCUUGUUUUAAUAUUGAGGUUGAUAUCUUGCAAAAGGUUUCCUAUUUACAAGACAUAAGUCCUUCCAACUCCAUCAAUUUAAACGAUAUCGAGAACGAAAACUUAUCUUCUAUUUUUGAAGGCAAUGCCGAAAACCACCAGUCUUUAAAGGGUAAUACUUUCGAAGGGAGAGAUAUCAAUAUAAACAACCUUGAUCUAGACGACAUAAUUCCUGAUGUCGAUUUUCUAUUCGAUGGCCAAGAAUUUGCUUCCGUCCAUGGGAAUGACAAAGAUCAUGAAUCAUCUUUUGUUGCUGCUGAAAAUGUUGAUUUAGGGCUGGAAUUUGAUGUCCUUAAUUUACAGACUGAGAAUGAAGGUGAUUCCAAUGCACUGAAUACAGAACCUAAAAGUCCUCAGAAAAAAGAUACAGUCCCGAAGAAGUUGUCUAAACGGCAACUUGUCUUUGACAACAAGAUAACUGUGUCCGUUUCUGAAUUUAAUGACUGGACAGGUAACUACUUACAAAGAAUGAUUCCAGAGAAUGUUACGAAGACUAAUGCGAAGAUGCUCAAAGAAACAAAUCCGUUUACUACCUUAUUAAGUCAAUUAUCUCCUUCUGGCAAAGCUGCACCAGAUGAGACACUAGAUGCUUACGUUAGGAAUGCAGCAUCAAGAAGAGAAUCCACUACCUCUAAUGAACUAGAGUACGCUAGAAAUCAAUCCCAUUCUAGGCACAGCUCAAGGACAAGUUUAGCAUCUUUCAACUUGAAUGAAAAUAUCCUGGAUGAAAUGAAUCAAGAUGAGCAUUAUGAGCAACCUUUAAACAACGACUCCUAUUUUGAAGAAAACGACUCCUUCUUUGACAUUCCAGAUUUUAGAUUGAGAAUAGGCAAUUCAUCCUCAUCUUCUUCGACUAUAUCCCGUAGGCGACCCACUUCUACGCUAGAUGGCUUCAAUAGACACAAUAUCAUUGAUGAAGCACUUUACGAACAGAGUUUUGAUGCUGAGUUUACAACCCAUGACUCUCUGUACAAUCAUUUGGAAGACAAAGCUCCUUCGAAUCCCAGAGAUGAGCGAUUCUACCAUUUUUUGCGUAAUAAAUCUUCAAUUGUUGGUCAACGAAAAGUUAACCCCAUUUCAAACAAGGUGUUUUCAAAAGUCACCUUUCAAGAGCUAGUUUCCAGCAAUAUCACCGAGGCUGGGUGUAAUAAGAGCAUCGCAGCUAGUGUCUUUUAUGGCAUAUUGACGCUUGCGACUCAUAACCUGGUAGCUAUCGAUCAUGAGCCUCUACAGAACUAUGGAAUUUUGGAAGGAAAAGAUAUUACAAUAACACUAAUUGUUGGCUAG
This is a messenger RNA of Komagataella phaffii GS115, 1542 nucleotides long. RefSeq lists its product as uncharacterized. The transcript has 2 exons. The record is from RefSeq and is a predicted model, not a curated record. Gene Ontology annotation, biological process: mitotic sister chromatid cohesion; synaptonemal complex assembly; meiotic sister chromatid cohesion. The coding region runs from base 1 to 1542 and encodes 513 amino acids. Gene Ontology annotation, cellular component: cohesin complex; synaptonemal complex. NCBI's taxonomy places the organism in Eukaryota, Fungi, Ascomycota, Pichiomycetes, Pichiales, Pichiaceae. Gene Ontology annotation, molecular function: chromatin binding; protein binding.